AUGUCAUCUGUAAAUGUUUUUGAGUUUGCUUCUCGUGUACAAGGAGACAAGUAUACUAAUAUCGCGUUUGUUGCUGUCAUCAUCAUUAAUUAUAUUUACACAAUUGCUGAGGAGAUGCUUCUAACUAUGAUCCGAUAUAAUGCAACUCAGGACUAUCAUUUGUGCGUGUAUCUGGGCUGGGCAGUUACUGUGAUUCUUAUACUACGAACUUACGCUGUCUGGGGUCCAAGUAGAACAUUUUUGCUGGGUUUCUCCACAUUCGUUACGGUCAUCACAGCAGCUGCUGUCUACACUACGGUUCGAUAUUUGCGGAGUAUUCAAUGUAUCUCCCUUCCUGUGCCUGGCAUUAUAGCUUGCCUCACUUUGGAGGAGAACAGAUUAACUACGUAUAAAGGGUUAAGGCACUUCCGUAAUGCUACAUCCCCGUUGUGGUUUACACUAUUUGUGGAAGGUGUUUUGUACUAUUUCCUUGUAAUGGCUAGCACAAUUUGCUGCGUCAUUCUCCUAUUCCUGCAUCCUGUUGAAGUCAGCGCUAGCAUUGUCCCGGUAACUUUGCCUCUAAUGGCUAUACUGUAUCAAAUUACCAGGACGGACAAUAUACACCAGCAUUUAUGCGUGUCCCUCUGUUGGGCAGUGGCUGCUUCGGGAGCCUGUGGCAUCAUCGCUGCUCAAUGUAACAUUUAUUAUCCCAUAUGGCUGUUGGACAAAGCUGAUUUUGGCAAUUAA
Molecule: messenger RNA, 726 nt
Organism: Serpula lacrymans var. lacrymans S7.9
Lineage: Eukaryota; Fungi; Basidiomycota; Agaricomycetes; Boletales; Serpulaceae
Exons: 16
Coding region: 1-726 (241 amino acids)
Source: RefSeq, a predicted model, not a curated record